Nicotiana tabacum (common tobacco) is the source of this 968-nucleotide messenger RNA. Its product is annotated as protein RESPONSE TO ABA AND SALT 1. The record is from RefSeq and is a predicted model, not a curated record. Gene Ontology annotation, molecular function: sequence-specific DNA binding. Gene Ontology annotation, biological process: DNA-templated transcription. Lineage: Eukaryota; Viridiplantae; Streptophyta; Magnoliopsida; Solanales; Solanaceae.
AUUACACUUGUGUUCCCUCCAAGCAUAACGCCACUUCCAAAUUUCAAAAAUGGCCACAACCUCUACUUCAAAAAAUCCCUCUUUUGAAGCCAAUAUUGAUACCUACUACGAAAAUUGGCUAAUCCAACUAGAAAAUUUUCUUGAAAAACUAAAUGAAGUCUCAGCCUCAUAUGAUGUCUUCAAUGAAGAAGCAGAAGAAAAUAGAAGCAGCAGCAGCAAAUUGGUGACACAAGUUUUGGAUCAUUACCAAGAAUAUUAUCAAGAAAAAUUCAAGGCAACUAAUGGAGAUACAUUUUUUCUUAAUUCUCCACCUUGGUAUACUUCUUUAGAAAGAACGUUUCUUUGGAUGGCUGGUUUUAAACCUUCUAUGCUCUUUCCUACAAUUAAUUACUCAAUAGGCCAAGAAUUAACACCAGACCAAGGCGAAAAAUUGAAGAAGCUAAAAUCAGAGAUUAAAAGAGACGAGAAGGCAAUUGAAAAAGGAAUGGCGAAGGUUCAAGAAAGCGUGGCGGCGCCGCCGAUAUUUGAGCUGAUGAAAAGAGGGGGAUUGCUUGUUGAUGGGGAAGCUUCGGAAUUGGAAACUAUAAUUGAUGGGUUGAAACAGUCGAUGAUGGCGAUGAUUGAAGCAGCGGAGCAUCUAAGAGGAUCGGCGGUGAGGAAGGUUCUAGAUAUUUUGCCGCCGAAGCAGGCGGUGAAGCUAUUAGCGGCGGUGGCUCAGUUUCAUCUUCAGGCCAGAAAGUGUGGUUUACGAAUGGAUAAUCAGAGUGGUAAAAGAGUAAAUGAAGAUUUUAUCCUUUGAAAGUUUCAUAAAUUAAUAUUUCACUGGGCUCGAUAUAUUUACUUUAGUUGUAGGAAUUUAUCCGCAGUGGAAUUUAGUUUCUGCUUUUAAAAAAAAUCAGUUAAAUGAGUCAGUUGACUGUACUUUUGAUAUUUUGAAGAGUACAAGGAAACUGGGGAUUUAUUAAUCA